This is a messenger RNA of Gadus chalcogrammus (walleye pollock), 7761 nucleotides long. It is a transcript of the gene pcnx1, whose product is annotated as pecanex 1. Lineage: Eukaryota; Metazoa; Chordata; Actinopteri; Gadiformes; Gadidae. Gene Ontology annotation, cellular component: membrane. The record is from RefSeq and is a predicted model, not a curated record.
UGACCAAUUAACGAAUUGAAUUAGUCAAUUUCCUAAACCGUCGAGUAUACAUUUUACAGAUAUCUUGUUCUUUGUCAAAGCGUGAUUCAAAGAUCUGUCCACACGAUGGCGCAAUCGGGCUUUAAUUCUACGAAAGUGUACGCACAAAUUUCACCCUCACUCCUGUUUCUGUGUUGCCUUUUUCCUCAUCCCUUCGCAUCUCGUCAUGUUCAGGUUCAUAAGGCAACCUCUUUAAAAACGUUUAGUCCGCUUUAUCCGGGGCAGAAAUGGACAAAGAUAGGUGACAGUCCGGCUCACCAGCGGCGUUACACGAAUGCCACGAAGAAGAAGCGGCGCGCAGGGUGUGGUGGGAUAGGAGGCUUCUCCGUGGAGGACCCGAGCGAGAGCCCCAGCUGGCUGCAGAGAAGAUGGCUGCAGCGGGGACUUUCAGGCCGACGUCUGGAGACAAGAGCACUUCUCGUCAUGCCGAGUGCUGACCACCGGCUCCCCUACGUGUCGGCCCCCUUCCUUCGUUGAUUCUCCUCCACUCCGUGGAAAUUGGACGGGGUGUGUGCAAACAUGGGGUCUCAAACUCUACAGAUCCUCAGGCAGGGGCUGUGGGCUUCGAUCACAGGCGGAUGGUACUACGACCCCCAUCAGAAUACGUUCGUGAACGCGUUGCAUCUGUACAUCUGGCUGUUCCUGCUGUGUUUCCCCUUCACGCUGUACAUGGCCCUGCCGCCCACCCGGGUGAUCGUGGGGGUCUACUGCGGCGUCAUCGGCACCACCUUCCUGCUGCUGAAGACGGUCAACUACCGGCUGCACCACGCCCUGGACGAGGGCGAGGUGGUGCAGCGGGGGGGCAAGGGGGCCCCGGGGGGCGGGGCCCGCGGCGAGGGGCCCCCCGCCGACGGCAACGCCCAGCAGGAAGACAGCAACGGGCCGGGGGACCCUGGAGGGGGUAUCGAGAUGGCAGACCUGAUCCGACAGGAGACCCCUCCCGUGGACUGCAGCUCCAGGAACUCCUACACUGGGACCGAGUCCAGCCACCAGAUGGCGUCCACCCACGGCGGCGCCACGAGGGCCAAAGGUAGACCCCGCCGCCUCUCUCUGAGAGGAGACAUGGGGAGGAACGCGGACGACAUGAGUUUGACGCUGGUGGAAAGCUGCAGCCACGACCACGACCUGCUGUCGGACACCAAGAUGUACUGCCUGGUGUCCAACGACUCCUUCGCCUCCAUGCUACCCUCCACCUCCCUGGGCCCCCUGGAGCUGCCCCGGGACCCCCUCUCCGCCGAGCUCUGCAGCUCCUCCUCCCACCUCCUCCACCCCUUGCUGACCUCCACCUGCGAGACAGAGGCCCCGCCGGCGGCCCCCCCACCACCACCCACCACCUCCACCUCCUCCUCCUCCCUCCCCCUCCAGUCACAGUCCUUCCGCAAGGAGCUGCGGUCCCGGGGCCUCCCCCGCACCUCCAGCUCAGCGGGCGGCGCCUUCCCGGACCCCUCCCAGCCCGACCUGGCGCCGUACCCCCCCGCCCUCGCCCGGAGAGGCGGGCUGGACCCCGUGUGCGAGCUGGAGGCGGCGGCGGCGGCGGCGGCGGCGGUGGCGGCCUGCCGGGCGCCGGGGCCCGGGGACUGGUACGACCUGCAGCGGCAGGAGCCCGCCGUGGCCUCCACCUCCGGGGCCUCGCGCGACGCGGGCGAGGGCGCCUCGGGGCCGCAGGGGGGGGCGAGGGGCCGGUGCCCGGCAGGGGGUCCCAGCGCCGAGAGCCUGCGGAGCCUGAGCACGCGCAGCAGCGGCUCCAGCGACAGCUACGGCAGCGGCAGCACGGAGCGCGACACCACCAGCACCGUCAGCAGCCUGCACAGCGAGCAGACGGGCUCCACCCGCGUGGAGAGCCUGCCGUCGCUGUCGGGGGACGAGCGGGGGUCCCGGGACCGGGGGGACACGCCGGGCUCGUCGGCGUCCGGGCCCCACCCGGAGGGCGGCGGCCCGACUUGUAGUCACGGCAACGGGGCCCCCCGGGGGCUGGGCCGCCGGCCGUCGCGCGAGGCCAACCGGAACCCCCACGCCAACGAGCUGACCGCCAAGAACCCGCCCCCCGACACGCCCGGCCCUGCCCCCAAAGACCCGCCGUCAGACCCCCGGCGGGAGGAGACGCCGGCGACGGCCGCCGGCGUGGUCGCCGUGGAAACAGAACAGCAGGAGCAGGAGCAGGGGGAGGAGGGGGGGGACGUGCGGCCCAAGUCGUCGGCCCCCGCCCACGCCUCCCCCUCCUGCUCCUCCUCGGCGGGGGCGGGGGGCCGCAGGGGGGGGCGGCGCGGCCACGGCAAGAAGCGCGCCAGCAGCUUCGACGCCAGCCGCCACCGGGAGUACGCCGCCGCCGCCACACGCGGCCUCACCAAGCCGCGCAGCGCCGUGUUCCCCGCCGCCGCCAACGCUGCCGCCGCCGCCACCGCCGGCAACAACAACAACAACGAGGAGGACUGGAGUGACCAGAGCGAGCUCAGCGCCGCCUCCAGCCGGGCGUCGGCCCACCGCCUCAGCACCGACAGCUCCUCCAGCCUCACCUCGCGCUCCUGCCACUCCCCCGAGGGCUGCUACCGCGCCCUGAGGCCCCCGCCCCCCUCCUCCGGCCCCCCUCCCCCCGCCGCCGCCGCCACCUCGGCCCGGAGGCCCCGCCCCUCCCGCCGCGCCGCCUCCGCCGCCGCCGCCGGCAGCCCCGGCGGCGCCCGGAGCCACGCCCGCGUGCUGAGCCUGGACAGCGGCACGGCGGCCUGCCUUAGCGACCCCCGCCGCCUGGGGGCCGCCCCCCCCCCCCGGCCCCUCACCUCCUCCAAGUCGGACCUGGAAGCCAAAGAAGGGGAGGUGCUGGACGCGGCCUCGCUGCUGGGCCGCGCCUCCCAGCUGGAGUCGGUCACCCGCUCCCGGAACGGCCCCCCCGGCCAGGCCGGGCCCCCCGGGGAGGCGCCCGACCCCCCCGCCGCCGGCUCCUCCUCCUCCUCCUCCGGCGGGGGUGAGGAGCCGGUGACGUUCCGUCGGGAGCGCAGCACGUUCCGGCGCCAGGCGGUGAGGCGGCGCCACAACGCCGGGAGCAACCCCACCCCCACCGCCUCGCUGGUGGGCUCCCCGCUCAGCCUCCAAGACGUGCUCAGCCAGGCGUCGCAGUCGUCGUCGUCGACGUCCCAGGUCAAAGGUCAGCCGUCGCGGGCGUCGUCCCAGGUGACGGUGCUGAGCGCUAGCGCCUCCCUGCUGGCCAGGACCGGCAGCUCGCACCUGGAGGGCGCCCAGGACAAGGCCUUGCUGGUGGGCGGGGCCAGUCUCCACGACGACUACGGCAAGCUGGCGCCGUCGCUGUACGAGGUGACGGGCGGCUGCACCCUGGGCAGCUUCGUACCAGAAACCCGCCGGGCCUCCAACAACCUGUGGGAAACGGACUCUCACCUGUCCAGUACUACCUCGGUGCGCUUCUUCCCCCAUGACCUGCUCUCUCGCCACCAGAUCCGUCUGAACCAGCUGCUGGCCAUGGACCCGGAGCGCCUGGACCCCCACGGGGACGGGGACCUGAGCCCCGACCUCCAGGACGCCCCGCCCCCGCCGGCCGGCCUGGACGACCCCGCCGCGACCCCCGGCACGGCCGCCGCCGCCGCCGCCGCUAAGGUCAAGCAGUACUACCGCUUCUGGCUGCUGCCCUACCUCUGGGUGGGGCUGCACUUCGACCGGCUCACCCUGCUGGCGCUGUUCGAUCGGAACCGGGAGGUGCUGGAGAACGUGCUGGCGGUGGCGCUGGCGGUGCUGGUGGCGUUCCUGGGCUCGGUGCUGCUGGUCAACGACUUCUUCACGGACAUCUGGGUGUUCCAGUUCUGCCUGGUCAUCGCCAGCUGCCAGUACUCCCUGCUCAAGAGCGUUCAACCAGACUCCUCGUCUCCUCGCCAUGGACACAACCGCAUCAUCGCGUACAGCCGGCCCGUGUACUUCUGCCUGUGCUGUGGUCUGGUGUGGCUGCUGCACCACGGCAGCUUGGCCAGCCGGUCCUCCUCCCGCUUCUCCCUGUACGGGGUGGGCCUGACCAGCUCCCUGCUGCUGGCCUCCGCCCGGGACCUCCUCAUAGUGUUUACCUUGUGUUUCCCGCUCAUCUUCUUCGUGGGGCUGCUGCCCCAGGUCAACACCUUCUUCAUGUACCUGCUGGAGCAGGUGGACAUCCACGUUUUCGGGGGGAACGCCACCAGCAGCCUAGCGUCGGCGCUGUACAGCGUGCUGCGUAGCGUCCUCACCGUGGCUCUGCUGUACGGCCUCUGCUACGGCGCACUGAAGGAGGCGUGGGAGCCCCACCACAUCCCGGUGCUGUUCUCGGUGUUCUGCGGCCUCCUGGUGGCCGUCUCCUACCACCUCAGCCGCCAGAGCAGCGACCCCUCCGUCCUCAUAUCCCUGAUCCAGUCCAAGAUCCUCCCCAAGCUGAAGGAUAAGGACCCUGAAGACCCCCUGUUCGAGGUGCAGGACCCCCUGCCCGACAAGCUCAAAGCCUCUGUGAACGAGCGCCUGCAGUCGGACCUCAUCAUCUGUGUUCUGAUCGCUGUGCUCUUCUUCGCCAUCCACGUCAGCACCGUGUUCAUCGCCCUGCAGCCCUACCUGAGCUACGUGCUGUACGGCCUGCUGACUCUGGUGGGGCUGCUGACCCACUACCUGCUGCCUCAGUUCCGCAAGCAGCUGCCCUGGUACUGCUUCUCCCAGCCACUGCUCAAGACCCGCGAGUACUACCAGUUCGAGGUCCGCGACGCGGCCCAUGUGAUGUGGUUCGAGAAGCUCCACGUGUGGCUGCUCUUCCUGGAGAAGAACGCGCUGUACCCCCUGGUCAUCCUCAACGAGAUGAGCCGCAGCGCCUGGAAGCUGGCCAGCCCCAAGAAGUUGGACACAGAGCUGGGCGCUCUGAUGAUCACGGUGGCGGGCCUCAAGCUGCUGCGCUCCUCCUACAGCUGCCCCACCUACCAGUACGCCACCGUGCUCUUCACCAUCCUCUUCUUCACCUUCGACUGCCCCCACCUGUCCGAGACGCUCCUGCUCGACCUCUUCCUCAUGUCCAUCGUCUUCAGCAAGCUGUGGGAGCUGUUCUACAAGCUGCGUUUCGUCUACACCUACAUCGCCCCGUGGCAGAUCACCUGGGGCUCGGCCUUCCACGCCUUCGCCCAGCCCUUCGCCGUGCCUCACUCCGCCAUGCUGCUGGUCCAGGCUCUGGUCUCCGCCUUCUUCUCCACCCCGCUCAACCCCUUCCUGGGCAGCGCCAUCUUCAUCACCUCCUACGUCCGCCCCGUCAAGUUCUGGGAGAGAGACUACAACACCAAGAGAGUGGACCACUCCAACACGCGUCUGGUGUCCCAGCUGGACAGGAACCCAGGCUCGGACGACAACAACCUGAACUCCAUCUUCUACGAGCACCUGACGCGCUCGCUGCAGCACAGCCUGUGCGGGGACCUGAUGCUGGGCCGAUGGGGCGCCGUGACCACGGGGGACUGCUUCAUCCUGGCCUCCGACUACCUCAACGCCCUGGUGCACCUGGUGGAGCUCGGCAACGGCCUGGUGGCCUUCCAGCUGCGCGGCCUGGAGUUCAGAGGGACGUACUGCCAGCAGCGGGAGGUGGAGGCCAUCACGGAGGGGGUGGAGGAGGACGAGGGCUGCUGCUGCUGCGAGCCGGGCCACCUGCCCCACGUGCUGUCCUUCAACGCCGCCUUCGGCCAGCGCUGGCUGGCCUGGGAGGUGCUGGUCACCAAGUACGUGCUGGAGGGCUACAGCAUCACCGACAACAGCGCCGCCUCCAUGCUGCAGGUGUUCGACCUGCGCCGCAUCCUCACCAUCUACUACGUCAAGGGGAUCAUCUACUAUGUGGUGGCGAACCCCAAGCUGGAGGAGUGGCUGGCCAACGAGACCAUGAGGGACGGGCUGCGGCCGUGCGCCGAGCGCAACUACGUGGACCUGGACCCCACCUUCAACCCCAACAUCGACGAGGACUACGACCACCGGCUGGCAGGCAUCUCCAGGGACAGCUUCUGCGGGGUCUACCUGGGCUGGAUCCAGUACUGCAACUCCAGGAGAGCCAAGCCGCUGGACAGUGAGAAGGACUCGGCCCUGGUGCUGCUGUGCUUCGGCCUGUGCGUGCUCGGCCGCCGCGCCCUGGGCACCGCCGCGCACCACAUGUCCAGUAACCUGGAGUCCUUCCUGUUCGGCCUGCACGCUCUCUUCAAGGGGGACUUCCGGAUCUCUUCCCUGCGUGACGAGUGGAUCUUCGCGGACAUGGAGCUGCUCAGGAAGGUGGUGGUGCCGGGCGUCAGGAUGUCCCUCAAGCUCCACCAGGACCACUUCACGUCCCCAGAUGAGUACGAGGACCCGGUGGUUCUGUUCGAGGCCAUCUCGGAGCACCAGGUGAGCCUGGUGAUGGCCCACGAGGGCGACCCGGCUUGGCGCAGCGCAGUGCUGUCCAACGCGCCCGCUCUGCUCGCCCUGCGCCACGUCCUGGACGAGGGCACCAACGAGUACAAGAUCAUCAUGCUCAACCGCCGCUACCUCAGCUUCAGGGUCAUCAAGGUGAACAAGGAGUGCGUGCGCGGCCUGUGGGCGGGGCAGCAGCAGGAGCUGGUCUUCCUGCGCAACCGGAACCCGGAGCGCGGCAGCAUCCAGAACGCCAAGCAGGCGCUGCGCAACAUGAUCAACUCGUCGUGUGACCAGCCCAUCGGCUACCCCAUCUACGUCUCGCCCCUCACCACCUCCUACUGCGACUCGCACCCGCAGCUUCCCCGCGUGCUGGGCGGGCCCAUCAGCAUGCGCAACAUCCGCAGCUUCGUGGUCGGCACCUGGCACAGGCUGAGGAAGGGCUGCGGGGCUGGCUGCAACAGCGGGGGCAACAUGGAGGACUCGGACGGCGGGGGGGUCUCGUGCGGCAGCGGGAACGGCACGGGAACGGCCAGCGACUCCCAGCAGAGCUCCGUCUCCCAGGGCGGGACCCCCGGGGGCCCCCCGCACCACCCCCACCACACGCACCACUCCAUGGGCACCAGCCAGAGCUGCCAGUCGGUGCAGUCGGGCCUGGCCCGCCACUCCCCGGCGCGGGCCUCGGUGGUGAGCGGGGCGUCGUCGUACCGCUACAGCAGCAGCCGCCACUCCUCGUCCCUGCGCACCUCCACCACGGGCCUGGAGCCCUGCCCGCGCUCCUCCUCCAGCCAGCUGUCGCUGCACACGCUGCCCGCCUCCCUGCACCUGCGGCUGGGCUCGGUCUCGGAGCCGGCCGCCCCCCCCCCGGGGCCCCCCUCCGCCUCGCUCUCUAACCACAGCAUCCCGUCCUGUAAGCGCCACACGCUGGCGGGGCUGCUGGCCAGCCAGCACCUCCACCACCACCACCACCACCACCUCCCUCACCACCACCACCACCACCACCACCAGCACUACCCCCACUACCACAACCCCACCGUGGCCACGGUGCGCCGCGACGACAUCUCCUACCGGGUGCAGAUCGUGGACGUGAGCCAGGUGCUAGAGACCAUCAACCUGUCCAAGAGGAAGGGGCUGCUGUGGCCCGACGAGGCCCUGAGGGUGAAGGCCGGGCGCAGCAGCUGGAGGGAGUGGAGCCCCCUGGAGGGCAUGGAGGGACACGUGAUCCACCGCUGGGUGUCCCGGAGCCGCGAGCCGGCCAGCCGCUCGCACACGGACAAGACCAUCCUGCUGGUGCAGGUGGACGACAGGCUGGUGCCCAUCCUGGAGACGGGGGUGAUGGAGCUGGGGGCGGAGGUCUGA